This is a messenger RNA of Camellia sinensis, 799 nucleotides long. RefSeq lists its product as uncharacterized. The record is from RefSeq and is a predicted model, not a curated record. NCBI's taxonomy places the organism in Eukaryota, Viridiplantae, Streptophyta, Magnoliopsida, Ericales, Theaceae.
UUCUUACAAUUUAAGCCAAAAAAACUGUUACACAAUUUAUACCACUUCCAAAACCAAAACCAAAAUCAAAACCAAAACCUCAAAAACCCAUUACACAAAAUCUGACACACCUCGUCGGAAAAUGAGCUCCGUCUGCAUAUCAAACUGUGUCAAAGACACCAGAGUUCCCGUCAGAGCCACCUACGUCAACCUCUACAAGUGGCCGGAAUCUGACGCCGAGUUCGUCCGCACGGCGGUGCGCGGCGGCGGAGGGCGGCCGGAGCAGCAGCCGAGGGUGGUGGACAGUAUCUCCUGCAGGCAGCUGUACCUUAGGAGCUACACUUUCUCUAGGAAAGAGACAGUUCCGGAGAGGACUAAGAAGUGUUUGGAUCGGGUCAGAGAGAGGGUGGUGGGUCGAGGGGGGAGGAGGCGGAGGAGGACGGCGGCGGAGGGUCGGCCGGUGGUUCGUAGGAAGAAAUGUGCAGUGGUGAGGAGAGUGAAGGAGCUAUCUUGCGCCGCCCUUUGUGCUAUCUUCCACAGGCUGCUAUCUUGCUCUGCUAGUGUAGAUGUUGUGGGUGGACCAUAGACACCAGUGAGUUGGUUAGUAGUUGUUGUUUAAUAAUACAACAAAUGCUAGAAAGAAAUUAAAUAUAGAAUCGGAUAAAAAAAAAUAGAUGGACGGACAAGAUUUUGCAACAAUGGUUGCUAGGGGCAUGUCUGUUUAUUUAUUUAUUUUGUAUUUGAUUUUAUAUUUAAUUUAUUUAUGUGUUAUUAAACUUAUUUUUAAUUAUAUGAUUUGGAUAAUGUUUGGAAAAGUUUA